AUGGUAACUCUAGUACGAAUUCUGCUCUGUUUAUUGUUUACGUCUCCAGAGUAAGCAGUCAUUUCUCUCGUAGACUACUCGUCUCAAAUCUCAAUGCACUUGGAUUUCUGCUAUAAUGACAUGAUGGUGAAAUACUGAAACUGAACUCCAAUCUCUGAUUUUUCAUUUUUAUUGAACGGUGGGGUAGUUUCCAACUGUAACAAGAGGACUCUGUUUUCUUUUGCUUAUUUAGAACUGAGACAUGAUUAGCAUGCGUGUGUCAUUUGAUUAUGGAUUAAUAAUAUAACAUAUUUUUAUGUUAGAGCCCUGAUGUACAGAACUUUAACAACAUCCAUAGUGGAUGGAUAAUAACACAAAAGUGCCCUAUAAAAUACAAUAUUUAGUGGAGAAUUAUGGGAUUGAGUUGCUGGAUAAUCUGUCAUCUUCUACUUUAUACCAAGUAAAUGCUUUGUGCACAUCAUAAUGUGCUUUUGUCUGGCUUCAACAGCCGCCUCCUCCUCUUCCUCUUUAGAUGAAUCUUCUUCCUUAUCCUGUGCAUGUUCAGUUCAGUUGGUAAUAGUUUUAGGCUUUUAAUAUUGACAAUCAAUUCAAAAUUAAUUUUAUCAUUACCAUAAACCAUCAAUAAUAUUGAAAGCGAUUAAUGUGAUGUUAUCACAUAAAGGGCAGUCUUUAUUUUAUAAAAAUAAGAUUUUGCAUUCCGAAAUUAAAUAUGUCAUAAGAGAUUAAAUUACGAUAUUAUAAUCUGUUAGGACACUUCCAUUAGAUUAGCAUCUGUCAAAUACUGUGGUAAAUCCUGGUGAUGAUAAAAUAGUGAAUAUGUCGUCAUCAUUUCUGCCAAAUAAAGUACUUUUAUCAUUCUGCGCUUGACCUUAAUUGGUGGAAACAUACAUAAAUGCUCAAUGGAUGCUCUACUGUUUUCCCCGAAAUUUUCUUUUGGGCCUAUACUCAUCAAAAUUGAGAUCAUUGUAUUGCACACUUUACCUUUACUAUUACAUCUGAAUACGAGAUUUCAAGUUUAAUCUAUUGAUCAUUUAUGGAUAUUAAAUUGCAGAUAAGCUAUUCCCUAGUCUUCUUUGGUUUCUCGUCAAAGACUCAUCCCACAGACUUUUUUUAAAAAAAAAAAGAAAUGUCUAGCUUCCUCGAAACCGGCCUGUUUAUUUUGUAUUAUUUAUACAAGACAGAAAAUAUACUCUGCAGAAAUGGAACAAGUAAUGCUUUUGGGGUUCUGGAUCAGUCCUUAUGUCACGAGAGUGAAGAUUGCUCUGCUGGAGAAAGGAAUUAAAUUUCAGUACAAAGAAGUAGUAGAUAUAUUCGAGAAUCUAAACAAGAGCCACUUGCUUCUCAGAUCAAAUCCCAUUCACGAGAAAGUUUCAGUACUCAUUCACAAUGGGAAGCCCAUCUGCGAGUCCCUUAUCAUCCUUCAAUAUAUUGAUGAGAUAGCUGAUUGUGGUAGGAAGAUGUGGGUUAGCAAGGGAGAAGUGCAAGAGGGUGGAAAGGAGGAGUUCAGAGAGUGCUUGAGACUCCUGGAAAAUGAACUCGGAGACAAGCUUUAUUUUGAAGGCGAUCGUUUUGGACUUUUGGACACCGCCUUAAUACCAAUCACUUGUAGGUUUUAUACCAACGACAACAUCUGCAAAUUCAGUGUUGAAUAUCAAUGCCCAAGGUUCAUGUAAUGGGUGAAAAGGUGCUAUCAGAGGGAAAGUGUUUCAGAAACCCUCCCCGAUCCCUUUAAAGUCUAUGACUUUGUGUUGUAGAUCAAGAAAAGGUUUGGAAUUGAGUGAGACUUCGGAAUCGGACUGCAAGCGUCGUGCAUGCUUGUCCUGAUCCCUUGUGUUAAACGAUGAAUCAACAAACAUGUCCACAUCUCUGUACCCUUUUUUUUCUCCUUAUUUUGGCCACAUCUCUGUAUUCGAGUAUAAUUGGAGCUGUUGUGAGUCCUUCCCUUAUCUUUCAAGUUAGGACACUCCUAUAUAUUAUUGAAUGUUCUUGAUCAAAGCCAAAGCCAAGUGAGUCAAAUAUGUACCCAGCCACAGGCAAAUUUGCCAGUUUAAUAGUCGA
Molecule: messenger RNA, 2058 nt
Organism: Prosopis cineraria
Lineage: Eukaryota; Viridiplantae; Streptophyta; Magnoliopsida; Fabales; Fabaceae
Product: probable glutathione S-transferase
Exons: 2
Coding region: 1200-1673 (157 amino acids)
Biological process (GO): glutathione metabolic process
Cellular component (GO): cytoplasm
Molecular function (GO): glutathione transferase activity
Source: RefSeq, a predicted model, not a curated record